Messenger RNA from Cottoperca gobio, 4929 nucleotides. It is a transcript of the gene spire1b, whose product is annotated as spire-type actin nucleation factor 1b. Gene Ontology annotation, molecular function: microtubule binding; actin binding. Gene Ontology annotation, biological process: actin filament network formation; Golgi vesicle transport; actin nucleation. Gene Ontology annotation, cellular component: cell cortex; cytoplasmic vesicle membrane. Lineage: Eukaryota; Metazoa; Chordata; Actinopteri; Perciformes; Bovichtidae. The record is from RefSeq and is a predicted model, not a curated record.
UGUGUGUGUGUGUGUAGAGAGAGAGAGAGAGAGAGAGAGAGAGAGAGAGAGCGAGCGAGAGAGAUCAUGUGAUGAAGGAGUGAGCCUGGCUUGCUGGGUGGUGAUGUGAAGGCUACAAUCACACAAACCCCACACGUCUUGUGACUGCUGCUGGUUCCGGAACCUGAACGAGGCAUCGGGCGGACGGGCGGGGAAACAACCACCGGUGUUCUGCUGGCUGUUGCCCCGGGAAGGAGGGGGAGCAUCAAUGCCUCCAAGUUGCCUCUCACAUAUCGGUCUGGACCUGUUCUCCUUAUCGGGCCUCUUGCGCUGAGAUAAUGAAAGGAUGGCCGAGCAGCGAUGCGGGGACCACGGAGGGCUGAGGGAUGAUGCUGCAGCGACUCGCCGGGAUGAGCAGCAGCAUCACAACACGAUGAAUUCACCGGAGGAAGCAGGAGUAGUGGAGGGACUCUCUUUGGAGGAGAUACUGAGGCUUUACAGCCAGCCCAUCAAUGAGGAGCAGGCUUGGGCGGUAUGUUACCAGUGCUGCAGGACGCUGGCGAGGGGACACCGGAGCAGGAGAAGCUCCUCCGCCGCCGGGGCAUCACCAGCAGCGGCUCCGAUGAGGAUAUCCGGAGCAGGGGAUGUCAGGAUACAGAAAGACGGGUCUGUGAGGCUGGAACACCAGGGCUGUGAAGGUAAAUACAGCCCCUGCACAACAACAGAGGAGAUUGAGUCUCUGGGCAUCAUGAUCUACAAGGCUCUGGAUUACGGGCUGAAGGAGAACGAGGAGAGGGAGCUCAGCCCACCUCUGGAGCAGCUCAUCGACCUCAUGACCAACAUGGCCGAAGCUGAGAGGGACGCCUGCCCCGACGAAGGCUAUGAGGCAACAGAAGAAGAGGAUGAGGCAGAGGAUGAACUCGAAAGCAUCUCCAGUGUCCCCGGCUACAGAGAUAUCCUCAAGCUGUGCACAGCUCAUCUACCCAGUCUAUCAGAUGUCCCCGGUCACUACCAGGCAGUGUGUCGGGCUCUGUACACAGAAACCAGGGAGCUAGGUACUUUCCUGGCGAAGAUCAGGAGUGCCAAAGAGAACCUCCGUAAGAUGGAGGAAGGAUCAUCAGAGGGGCCUGGCAGAGACCUGAAUGAGCUACAGAAUGAUGACUGGGCUCGAUUCUGGGUUCAGGUGAUGAGGGACCUGCGUGAAGGAGUCAAGCUGAAGAAGGUGCAGGAUCGUCAGUAUGACCCUCUGCCCAUCGAGUACCAGCUCACCCCCUAUGAGAUGCUCAUGGACGACAUCAAGUCCCAACGCUACAAACUGCGCAAAGUCAUGAUAAAUGGAAUCAUCCCACCCAGGUUAAAGAAGAGCGCUCAUGAAGUCAUCCUGGAGUUCAUCAGGUCCAGACCACCUCUCAACCCUGUGUCAGCUCGUAAGCUGAAGCCACAGACUCAGCCUCCUCCAACACUGCAUGAACGGAUCUUGGAGGAAAUCAAAUCAGAGAGGAAACUUCGACCAGUGUCUCCUGGUGAGAUGCGCAGGGGAAGGCUGGAUGAGUUUAGUCCGUACAUGGGCAGGAGGACGUCCAGUACUCUGUCUCUGACCAACGGGUCGAGCUCUGCCAGGGGAGAAUCCUCCGGAUCUCAGUCUGUACCUCCGAGGAAGAGGCUCCUGAAGGCUCCCAGCCUCGCCGAGCUGGACAGCUCUGACUCUGACGAUGAGAUAUUCGGGCACAGAUCAGCCAGCAGCUCGAGUGUGGCUACAUCCUUGAUGGAUGAUACAUCCCCAGAGUGUGUUCUGGGGAAGAAAACUCCCCCCAUGUUCCUGCCCAUCUCUUCUACACCCCAGCCAGAGAGACGUAAGACGCCCCAGAGGAGACACUCCAUCGAGAAGGAAACCCCGACCAACGUCCGACUAUUUCAGCUGCCCUGCAAAAAAAGCUCCAAGUCUCUGGAGGAGUUCUGUUUUCCUGUGGAGUGUCUGUCUCUGACGGUGGAGGAGGUGAUGCACAUCAGGCAGGUGCUGGUGAAGGCAGAGCUGGAGAAGUUCCAGCAGUACAAAGACAUCUACACCGCUAUGAAGAAGGGAAAGCUCUGCUUCUGUUGUCGAUCCAAAAGGUUUUCCCUUUUCACCUGGUCCUACAUCUGCCAGUUUUGCAAAAAACCUGUGUGUGCACAGUGCUGCAAAAAGAUGCGGCUGCCAUCCAAACCUUAUUCCAGCUUGCCCAUCUACUCCAUUGGCUCGACCAACACUCUCCCCAGGGAGAGAGUAAGUAUGGCUGCUCUAGGACAAGGACUCUCUGUGGCUGGAGGGCCAGGGCCGUCAGCAAUGGGAGGGGCCGCAGAACCCCCCACUAUGAAAGUAGAAACAAAGGGGGCAUCUAAAGGAGCUAGAAAAGCCUCUGGAGCAGCAGCUGCUGCUAAAUCAGAGAAAUCCUCCAGUAGCCCACAGCGCCACAGCAUUCACAAGACCAUGUCCAAGUUUUCCAAGCACGGUUCUCUGAAGUCUCAUGAGGAACUGGAGCUCCCCUCAGAGCUGACGGAGGACUGGGCCACCAUGGAGGUGUGUGUGGACUGUAAGAAGUUCAUCACUGACAUUAUCGCCUCCAGCAAGCACAGCCUGUCACUGGCCACCAAGAGAGCUCGCCUAAAACGCAAGACCCAGUCCUUCUACCUGUCCUCCCCUAAAGGAAGGGAGGAGUACCGGCCAUCUGAACGGACAAUCAAGGAGAUCUAAACUCUUCUUCUCUCGCUCUGGCUGCUUUCAGCUUCUAUGGCACAAGUAUAAAGACUCAACACUCGAUAUGAUUUUACUGUACAUGUAUACUUCAGUCAGAUAUGAACCUCGGUGGUGGAAUGUGUGGUGUUUGUUGCUGUGCCCUGAUCGUUGUGUAUAGCUCCUUCAGACAACAGCAUACACUUUGUUUUCUUACCAUAUCAUAGAUGAUCCUUUAAUCUCUGGCCACAGACUUUUGAGUAAAGUGACAAGAACUGUUGAUGACAAACGUCAAAGUUGCCUCUGAUGACACAGCAGCGUGGUCCAACCCAACUCACAUUCAAAUCUUUAAGCACAAGACAGAAGAAGGACUGAUGAGUUUGACUUCCUCAGGCUCUGCUGAAGACACGAGGUCUGCGUCUACAGAUCUUAUUGUAACUGAGAUUGACACUAUGGGAAAUCAAGCUGUACAUUUUUUUUACACAUGUGCGUAUACAGUAACUGAUUGUUCAAUGAAGUCACUCUCUGUAUUUAAUUUGGAGUUUUCUUUUGCUGAUGAUGGUCAAUGAGACUUCCCCACACGUUUCCUUUCACUGAGCAUACUUGAAGGAAUGCUUCUGCUUUUCUUGAGGAACAAGAGGAAAAAGUCUGUGUUUCCUCACAUCAGUUUUUUGCAUCACAUUUAAAAACAUAAUCUGUUUUCAUGCUGAUUUAGUGCCAAACAGUAACAGCUUUAUAAUCUAUCAGUCAUCCAAAGAAUAUACAUUUUUUCUGAUGCGUGUUUGCAGUCGUUUUACAACAAACUGCUGAGACAAAAUGUGGUUUCAAAUCUUGAUAUCUCAAAUUGAUUAUUCUAGACUUAAGAAGUAUCACUCCAAUAUAGUUUAAUCAGGACUGUGUGGAUAAGAUUUGAUCAGAUUUUAUUUUAGUACUGCACUUCCAUAAGGUAAGGGGACUUCUUAUAAAAAGAAUGGUGAAAAUUGAAGCUGCAGAGGCUGAGAUAUUGUGUCUCUUCCGUGUGUGUGUGUGUCUCUCUAUCUCCAUUAGUCCCUAUAUGAAAAAAUAUUUCCCAUGAUGCAACUCCAUUUACGUUAAAACGUUACGGUCUGGUAAAUACCCACAUCUUCCAAACUCCACAGAAAGAGCUUCUUCUGAGAGCAACACAAGACACUCUGUUUUCACCGGCUCAGUAUUGCUCAUGACAAGUAAACUGUUUAUGUGUCAAAUCUGUGAAGUGCCCCAAUAAGCAAACACCUCCACAACUGCCACUUCCACACUACUAAAUCCUGAUUGGUGCAAGUAAGUACAUAACAUCAUCUGUUAAAAACUGAGCUCCGCCCACUUCAAACAAGUGACGAAAAAAAUAAAUACAGAAAUCUCUUGUGUAAAAUAACCCAAACUAUUCACACUUUGACAUAAAAAAGCAGAAAAAAAAGAAGGCUUUUAGGACCUUUAAAGCACAUUUCUUAACCAUAUAUUCCUACUAUAUGUUCAUUUGCAACUUACUUAAAUCACAGGAGCCGGUAUUGAAACAUUUCUACAUGCAGUACCAUGUGUCAGAAUUUUCUGUUUUUUAAUUUACAUGAAAUAUCUGCAUAUUUUUGCAUUUUUUAAAUGUAACUUUGCGUUGCUAAAUAUAUAGUAUGUAUUAACUCGUUAACUUUUCUUUACGAUUAGUUCCCUGCUUUCAUUGUGUACGGAGGCGUCAUAAUUAACAUGUUCAUGUUUUUGUACAGUUCACUGUACAAGCAGCAACAACAUCCUGUCCUGCUCUGCAACACAUACUGUAAGAUGCCUUUAUGAUUUCCCUUCAUCAUUCAGAGUCUCAGUAUUGGCCUGGAUGUAUAUAUUUUUCUUCAUCACAUUCCUCAUCUUCCUUCUUAAGAUAUUUCUGCCUUAACAAUUGCCUUUUAUAAUCACACUCACGUGUUGAACAGUCAUCUACUGUAGCUGUACAUACUUAGUUUCUAAUGGUUUGCAGAUCAGGUGUGUGUGUUGCUUCGAUGAUAUGACCGUGAGACUGUUGUAGAUCUGUUUCUCUGAGAGGGAAACUAUCCCAGUACAGUCAGUGUGUUCAGGGGAGGAGUGGCACAUCCACAGAAGAAACUACAGUGUGACUGCAUCAUGCAUGUACUACGGUGUAGCUUGUACCCUCAGUCUGUAUUACCUUUAAGCUGUAACUCUCUGCAGAGAGUGCAACAAAUGAUGACUACAACAAUAAACUGUAAUGCAAUACCUGA